Messenger RNA from Dermacentor albipictus, 828 nucleotides. RefSeq names its product ubiquitin-conjugating enzyme E2 Z-like. The record is from RefSeq and is a predicted model, not a curated record. Lineage: Eukaryota; Metazoa; Arthropoda; Arachnida; Ixodida; Ixodidae.
AUGGCCGGCCAACCAAGUCCAGCCAGAGCAUCGCGGGGAUCGUCGGCGGUAAUCCGAAGGGUUCCAGUGCCAUUCAAACGCGACCACGACGACUCUUCGGUGUACAUCCUUAGGGUCAGGCGGGACAUUGCGGACAUCAUGGCCGACCCGCCGCCAUUAAUCUACAUCGCGCCGGAGGAGAACGACGUCACCCAGAUCGACGCUCUGGUGGUGGGACCUUCCGACACGCCGUAUGAGGGUGGGUUUCUGCGAUUCCGCAUCAUGUGUCCAAACGAGUAUCCGAUCGAGCCGCCCAGAGUUUGUUUCCUGACCACAGACGCUGGCCGUGUGCAGCUACACCCGAACCUAUACCCGGACGGCGAGGUGUCUCUGAGCAUUAUCGGCACAUGUACCGGGCCGCCAUGGAGCCCGGCCCAGUCUAUAGGCAGCCUGCUAGUUUCCAUCCAGUCGCUGCUCACCGACGACCCUUACUACGAGUCUUACGUCCCCAAAGGAAUGCACCAGGAAGCCGCGAACAAAUACAAACUCUUCGUGCGCCACGAGGUUGUUAGAGUAGCAGUGUGCGACGUGGUGGAAAGCUGCCUCGAGGACAACUCUUCGCAUCCGGCAGUGCUUCGGGAGAAAGUGCUGGAGUUGUUCCUCGAGUUUUACGACAGUUACGAGGAAGCUGUCAGGAGCCACCUGCAUCUGACUGGCACCAAAAUGCAAGACCCGAUUAGCCUCGCUCGCGGUGUCUAUCAGCACGAUACGCUGUUGACACGGCUUCAGCACCUGAAGGCGAAAGUGCAGAAACAAAGAAAGUGUGUGCUUUUAAAUGGAAUCCAGUAG